Molecule: messenger RNA, 2408 nt
Organism: Impatiens glandulifera
Lineage: Eukaryota; Viridiplantae; Streptophyta; Magnoliopsida; Ericales; Balsaminaceae
Product: mechanosensitive ion channel protein 2, chloroplastic-like
Exons: 14
Coding region: 280-2190 (636 amino acids)
Biological process (GO): transmembrane transport
Cellular component (GO): membrane
Source: RefSeq, a predicted model, not a curated record
GUAUGAAUUAGGGAAAGUCUUCUCUCUUUCUCUCUCUGUGCGUAGAACGGUGGCUCCGUUGAAUAAACGACAUAGGUCAGGGAAUUACGGGAGCCCGAUUUGUUUUCCGGCGAGGUGUGCUGAAACAACUGAAUCAAUUGGGUAAAAUUCCACCUUGCUAUUGCAGGUUUCGAGAUGAUGAGAUUGUCAGAUCAUUAGAUACUUUUUUUUAUUAAAUUAUAGAAAAAAAAGGUUGCAUCUUUGCUACCCGCCGUUAAGAACAUAUUAACUACUAUUAUUAUGAUGAUGGCUGUAUUGGGUUCUUUGCAACUGCAAGUGCCCCAUGAACUGACCAUGUACAAGACCCACCACCACCAGAGGAACAAUGAGUUGUUCAAGAGAAAAGUGGCUUGCAUAAACUCAGUUUCAACCAGAACCGAUCUUCUGUCAGUUGCUUCAUUUCAGAAAUGCGAUUUAUGGGGUCGUUGUCUUGUUGCCAACAUACACAGACCAAUAUCCUAUGGUCCGUGUAGAUUUACAUCAUUCAAAUGUUAUUCUUUUCUAGAUCCAAGCAAAGUCUUCCAAGUUCCAUCUCUAAAGAGUACUGCUGUUGCAUUGACAAGAUCAUAUAAUGCUUUACCAGAGAGACAGUUAUUACUGAAGUUAGUUCCAACGAUUGGUAUUAUUGCCUUUGCUCUAUGGGGUCUUUUGCCACUCAUGCGCCAAUGCAGAAAUAUCUUUCAGCAAAAUAAGGGUGAUAAUAAUUGGAAAAAGAGUGGAACUUACUACGUAGGGACAUCCUAUCUUCAGCCCCUUCUUCUAUGGACUGGAGCAACUCUUAUCUGCAGGUCACUAGAUCCAAUGAUUCUCCCUUCAGAAGCUAGUCGGAUUGUUAAGCAGAGACUCCUGAAUUUUAUAAGAUCACUGUCAACUGUUCUGGCUCUUGCUUAUUCUUUAUCAAGUGCAAUCCAACAAGCACAGAAGUUGUUGAUGGAAACAAAUGUAUCAUCUGACCCACGUAAUAUGGGUUUUCAAUUUGCCGGGAAGGCUGUGUAUACUGCUGUAUGGGUUGCUGCCAUUUCAUUGUUCAUGGAGUUGCUAGGGUUCUCAACACAAAAAUUGCUCACAGCCGGAGGUCUUGGAACAGUCUUGCUUACUCUUGCUGGUCGCGAGAUAUUCACAAAUUUCCUCUCAAGUGCAAUGAUUCACGCAACACGUCCAUUCGUUGUUAAUGAGUGGGUUCAAACUAAAAUUGAAGGUUAUGAAGUUUCUGGGACUGUUGAGCAUGUCGGUUGGUGGUCACCUACCAUUAUAAGGGGUGAAGAUCGUGAAGCUGUUCACAUUCCCAAUCAUAAGUUCACAGUUAAUGUUGUGAGGAAUCUUAGUCAGAAGACUCACUGGCGCAUUAAGACUCAUCUUGCAAUCAGCCACUUGGAUGUUAAUAAGAUAAAUAAUAUUGUUGCCGAUAUGCGCAAGGUUUUGGCUAAGAAUUCCCAAGUGGAACAUAAGAGAUUACACAGAAGAGUGUUUCUGGACAUCGUUGACACUGAAAAUCAGGCUCUUUUGAUCUUGAUUUCCUGCUUUGUCAAGACCUCACAUUUUGAAGAAUAUCUGGGUGUGAAGGAAGCUGUAUUAUUAGAUCUUUUGAAAGUUAUAAGCCAUCAUCGUGCUAGACUCGCCACACCUAUUCGCACGGUGCAGAAGAUGUACAAGGAUUCAGACGACUCUAUCUUCUCUAGUGGAGGAACAUCAGCAGCCAUCCGACCUUUGCUUCUGAUAGAGGACAAAACUAAACCUCAAACUCAUCAAGCACAGCCCAAUAAUGCUGAUGAAAGGCCAAAUGCAAAAGAAAACGACGCCAAAUUGAAAGAAACUCUGCUUUCUGAUUCUACGAGAACAGAUGAUGAAAAUGAAAUGCCAACCAAAACGACGGGAUCAACUUCCAACCAAACUGUCUCCAACAAGCAACAAGCUAAGAAAACAACAAUCUCGGGAAACAACAAGCAGAGCAAUAAGAUUGAAGAAACGACUGAUAAACCAGAUAAUAACCGUCCAUCAAUAUCGAGACACCCUCCUUUAGAGGAGAACAUAGUACUUGGUGUUGCACUCGAGGGAUCUAAGAGGACUCUUCCUAUCGAAGAAGAGUCGGCCUCGGAAAUGGUGGAGAAAAGUGCAACUUCAAGCAACGGUGGUAACAGCAAGGGCAAUUAGUGUAAUUUAUUUGUGUCUAAUCAUUAAUUUAUUCAAGAGCUCUUGUAGAAAAAAUAUUUAAGGCGUUUUACUGUAACUCUAGUGCUGCGGUGAAACUAUACCAUCAUUGUUGAAGAAAAUUGUUAGGAACCAAAAUGAUUUUGCUGUCUAUAAUCACAUAUGUAAAUACGUAGUGUAAUCUAUUGUCUAUCUAAUACAAUCUAAAUUCAUGUCUACAA